Messenger RNA from Musa acuminata subsp. malaccensis (wild Malaysian banana), 1324 nucleotides. Its product is annotated as mitochondrial import receptor subunit TOM40-1. Gene Ontology annotation, biological process: protein import into mitochondrial matrix. Gene Ontology annotation, cellular component: mitochondrial outer membrane; mitochondrial outer membrane translocase complex. Gene Ontology annotation, molecular function: transmembrane protein transporter activity. Lineage: Eukaryota; Viridiplantae; Streptophyta; Magnoliopsida; Zingiberales; Musaceae. The record is from RefSeq and is a predicted model, not a curated record.
CACGGGGAGCGGAAAGAAAACCCUUCCCCCCCUUCUCCCUCUCUCUCUCUCCCGCUCCCGCACGCGUAGAGGGGAAGCGAAAGGGGGUCGGCUUCGACCCGAAUUUGAGCGCUCUCCGCCGCUUUCUCCCCGAUGGGGUCCUCCGUGAGCCACGCCGCCGCCCCGCCCCCGCCCCCUACCGCCGUCGGCCUCGCGGUGGCGCUGCCUCCGAAGCAGGAUGAGAAAGCGGAACCGAAGAAUGUCGACUGGCUGAAUCUCCCCUGCCCCGUUCCCUUCGAGGAGAUCCAGCGAGAGGCAUUGAUGUCCUUGAAGCCAGAGCUUUUUGAGGGAUUGAAGUUUGACUUCACAAAAGGGCUAAAUCAGAGAUUUUCACUCAGCCACAGCAUUUUCAUGGGAUCCAUGGAGGUUCCAUCACAGUCUUCUGACACAUUCAAAGUUCCUACUGCACAUUACGAAUUUGGUGCCAACUUUCUUGAUCCAAAGUUGAUGCUUGUUGGAAGGGUACUGACUGAUGGAAGACUAAAUGCACGAGUAAAAUGUGAUCUGACUGAUAAUCUCACUUUGAAGAUAAAUGCUCAGCUCACAAAUGAGCCGCAUUUCUCCCAAGGAAUGUUUAACUUUGAUUACAAGGGAACAGAUUACAGAACUCAGUUUCAAAUAGGAAAUAAUGCCUUCUAUGGUGCCAACUAUAUCCAAAGUAUUUCACCACAUUUAUCCUUGGGUACUGAAAUCUUUUGGCUUGGUCAUCAGAGGAAGUCUGGUAUUGGUUUUGCUGCUCGGUACAACACUGAUAAAAUAGUUGUAACAGGGCAAGUUGCAAGCACUGGAAUUGUUGCACUUAGCUAUGUUCAGAAAGUAUCUGAGAAGGUCUCUCUUGCAUCUGAUUUCAUGUACAAUCAUUUGACACAAGAUGCUACUUCAAGUUUUGGUUAUGAUUACAUUCUUCGACAGUGUCGCUUGAGGGGAAAGCUCGACUCCAAUGGUGUGGUUGCUGCUUUUCUGGAGGAGCGAUUGAACAUGGGUGUGAAUUUUAUUCUUUCCGCAGAGGUUGAUCACCGAAAGAAGGAUUACAAAUUUGGAUUUGGACUGACCGUAGGAGAGUAAAAUUUUCUUGUUCAAUUCCUUGGGAAUCUGAAAUAACUGGUUUUAUGGCGACCACAGUUCCUGGGUGCCUUGCCCUACAAUGGUCCAUGAAUCCUCCAUUUGUGGGCUGCCAAGCUCAUAUGUGCUUGAAUGCUAUUGGAAAGAAAAAAGAACAUCCUUUUUUGUAGUCCCAUGAGUUGGAUUUGAACAGAGAAAAAAGGUUUUGGUAGCCAUUUGGAAA